Molecule: messenger RNA, 837 nt
Organism: Impatiens glandulifera
Lineage: Eukaryota; Viridiplantae; Streptophyta; Magnoliopsida; Ericales; Balsaminaceae
Product: embryo-specific protein ATS3B-like
Exons: 3
Coding region: 119-772 (217 amino acids)
Molecular function (GO): protein binding
Source: RefSeq, a predicted model, not a curated record
AAUCUCCACUCCAUUUCUUCUUCUUCCCCAUCAUCAAGAACCGACGGUUAAGGCGCUGUGGCUACUCAUCAUCAAUCUUCGCGAUCUGUUUUCUCUGAUCAAAUUUCAGGCGACGGCGAUGAGGAAUCUAACUAAUUGCCUCUUCUUCUUCUUCUUCCAUUCUCUGCUCGGGCUAUUACUGUUGACGAUCCUCUCUUCCGUAGACGCCAAUUCAAUCAGCCUCAAACCUCAGGAAUCUGCGUAUGCAUCCCCUUUCUCCAUUAUUACCGCCACUACUACGUCUCACUCUCAGCUCAAUCAAACUAUUGCUGCUGUUGCUGCAAGUUGUUCAUACACGGUUACUAUAACGACAAGCUGCUCGUCUCCCAAAUACACCCGUGACCAAAUCAGUCUCUCGAUGGGCGAUUCCUUUGGAAACCAGGUAAAUGCACCGCGAAUAGACGACCCAUCAAGUGGCGCAUUCGAGCGGUGCUCGGUUGAUACAUACGAUAUAUCAGGGCCAUGUUUGUACGAGGUGUGUUAUUUGUAUCUAUAUCGGAGUGGUUACGAUGGUUGGAUGCCUGAAUCAGUUCAGGUCGAUAGUUAUUAUACUGGCACUUCCACAUUCUUUUAUGACACUUACAUUCCGGCCCAAAUUUGGUAUGGUUUCAAUUAUUGCCAGAAUCCUCGACCUUCAGGGUCCUCAUCGAUGUUUGUUGCUUCUAAGUCAUUGCCCAUACUCGUAUUUAUGGCGUUUUUAUUAGUAGCUAUUUUCAAUAUCGAAGCUGCUUAAUUUGUAAGGUUUGAUUUUUACACUUUAUAUGUACACUAUUUAUUAUUAGAAUCAUCCAUCACUAU